Messenger RNA from Drosophila sechellia, 656 nucleotides. It is a transcript of the gene PGRP-SB1, whose product is annotated as Peptidoglycan recognition protein SB1. The record is from RefSeq and is a predicted model, not a curated record. The coding region runs from base 38 to 610 and encodes 190 amino acids. Gene Ontology annotation, biological process: peptidoglycan catabolic process; innate immune response. Gene Ontology annotation, molecular function: N-acetylmuramoyl-L-alanine amidase activity; peptidoglycan binding; zinc ion binding. Lineage: Eukaryota; Metazoa; Arthropoda; Insecta; Diptera; Drosophilidae. The transcript is spliced from 2 exons.
AGCGGGAGAGUUUUAUAGAAUCUUCAAUCUUGCAACGAUGAACACAUCAACGGCAAUUAAUUUUGUGGCCGCUUUAGUGCUUUGCUGCUUAGCUCUAUCCGCCAAUGCCCUGCAGAUUGAGCCACGCAGCAGUUGGGGUGCAGCGGCUGCUCGAUCGCCUUCAAGGAUUCAGGGCGCCGUGGACUAUGUGAUCAUCCAUCAUUCGGACAAUCCCAAUGGCUGCUCCACAUCCGAGCAGUGCAAGCGCAUGAUCAAGAACAUCCAGUCGGAUCACAAGGGUCGCCGCAAUUUCAGCGAUAUUGGAUAUAACUUUAUCGUGGCCGGUGAUGGCAAGGUGUACGAGGGUCGUGGUUUUGGGCUCCAGGGAUCUCACGCCCCCAACUAUAACCGCAAGAGCAUUGGCAUCGUCUUCAUUGGCAACUUCGAACGCAGCGCGCCCUCCGCCCAGAUGCUCCAGAACGCCAAGGAUCUGAUCGAGCUAGCCAAGCAGCGUGGAUACCUCAAGGAUAACUACACGCUGUUCGGUCAUCGGCAGACCAAGGCCACCUCCUGCCCAGGUGAUGCUCUGUACAACGAGAUCAAGACGUGGCCGCACUGGAGGCAAAACUAGAAAGCAAAGUUACAUAGCUUAAGUAUAAUAAACAUUUAAAAAUUAA